AUGCCAGAGGCUGCGGACGUGGAGAAAGAGGCUGGAUCCUCAGACCUUCCACUGGUGUCUGUCACGUUCCAGAAGAAUGCACACAGGAAACUCAAAUAUCUGGAGGGGGAGCCCAAAGUCCUGGGGAUCACCCAAAUCGGCCUGAGUGUGUUCCAGGCCAGCUGUAUGACCUCGUUCAUUGCCAACAGUGUGUACAGAAGUGAGAUUGCCACACCUUUCGUUAUUUCAACCAUUCUGAUUUUCAUUGGAGGAUGUGUUGCCCUGGCAUCAAAAAACCUGCACCCACCCACGCUGAAGGCGUGUGUAGGAAUGGAGAUCGUGGCGGCGUUGGCCUCAGUCUUUAACCUCCUCCUGACACUCGGUGCGAUAGAUGAGUUCUACUGCUAUUCCUUCGAGUUUGACAACAUCACGGCCAACGCGGCGGGAACCUGCCAGAAAGUGGAGGCAGCCCGUCUUCAUGUGUUCACAGACUUAGUGGUGAUGCAGGUGACCCUUCUGUCCAUCUCUGUCACUCUCAUGGUCUAUGCCUGUAAAGUGGUCAACUGCUGCUCUCCGGCUACAAAAGUGCCUGUGAUAUCGAUUGAAGCCUCUCCAGCCCCACACUGA
Messenger RNA from Knipowitschia caucasica, 606 nucleotides. NCBI's taxonomy places the organism in Eukaryota, Metazoa, Chordata, Actinopteri, Gobiiformes, Gobiidae. The record is from the annotation of a GenBank genome assembly.